This is a messenger RNA of Penicillium chermesinum, 2154 nucleotides long. RefSeq names its product fungal specific transcription factor domain-containing protein. Gene Ontology annotation, molecular function: zinc ion binding; DNA binding. The record is from RefSeq and is a predicted model, not a curated record. Lineage: Eukaryota; Fungi; Ascomycota; Eurotiomycetes; Eurotiales; Aspergillaceae. Gene Ontology annotation, biological process: DNA-templated transcription. The transcript has 3 exons. The coding region runs from base 1 to 2154 and encodes 717 amino acids.
AUGAAAACUUGCUCCGUGACAUAUCUGUUGGAGCUGGACGAAUCAUCUACCGACGUCCACCGCCAUGCGACAAGACGGUCGAGCAUUUCUUCUUCCUCAUCCUCAUCACUGCCUUCCUCUGCCGGGUCCCUCGACGCCAUCGACACGGUUGACGAAGACCUGGAUCGGCAUGACCAGAGCAGGGCCACAGGCUAUAGGGGAAAGAACUCCGAAGUAGCCUGGAUGCAAAGACUGGAGGCUGAGUCCAGGGGGUUUGCUCACGACGACCGAUCUGCGGCGAAUAUGUCUCACCAUCAACUUCCACAGGGGGACUCCAUUGCCGAUGUGAGCUAUCAUUUGGAUGACUUGAACAUAGACGACUCGACGGUAUCGGAUGAGUUUUUACUUCCAGAGAAACCUCUGGCAGACCGCUUGCUUCAAGUUUACCUUGAUAAGGUGCAUCCUUCUUUACCGGUAAUCCGGCAGGAUCUAUUUCUGGAACAGUAUAGACAGGUCUUUUCCUCCUCCGAUGUCAAUCCCGGUAAACGAUGGCUCAGCCUUCUGAAUAUGGUUUUCACAAUCGGUUGCAGACUGGACAGUCUCUAUCGUUAUGACCACGUUGGCCACGCUGAUGAGACUAUAUUCUUCCAUCGCGCUAGGCGGCUCUCGACUUCUGAUGACCUAAUCUACAACCACGACGACCUGCAAAAAGUUCAAUUUCUGACUCUCAUGGCGUUCUAUUUUCUCACAGAGUCCCAAAUUAGUAGGUCUUGGAAGAUGAUUGGCUUAGCUGCGCGUGCAGGCAUUGCAUUAGGCCUCAAUUUUCGGGAAACGCAUGACAAGUUUGACAAGGCAUCUCACGAAGCGAGGGUCCGGUUGUGGUGGUCUAUCUUCUACUUGGAACACCUUCUUUCCGCCAUUACUGGCCGAGUAUCUUGUCUAGGAGAUGGGUCAUGCUCUGUCUCUUUACCUUUGCCGUUUGAUAUCACCGCAAAUGAGUCUCAAGAUAACGACCUGUCAUGGGAGCGAUCGCUUUCAACAUUCGAGGUAGGAUGGACCGAGCAAUCAGAGCAAAUUGACGAACGGCCAGCAUGGGUGAAGGCUCUGCCAUUUAGCGGGUCUCUGUAUUUUCACUACCUGGUUGACCUCGCUAUUAUUACCCACAAGAUCACCAAUCAGGUAUACAAUGCGGACCUUGUGAACCGCGGUUGGAAGCUUAUUGAAGAUCGCAUCAAUUUUUAUAACCGAAAACUAGGGCAGUGGUUGGCCAAUUUGCCACACUCUCUGGUGUUCGAUGGCCACCACGUGGACAUGUCGUCUUCGCAAAUUUCCUUGGCUCUUCAUUAUUAUAGUGCUUGCAUCGUUAUUAACCGACCUUGCCUUACUCGUCCAGAGACUCACAAGCCCACCGGGAUCCGCUUUCCUCGGUCCAGGUUUGGCAAAGACACUGCCAAAGAAUGCCUGCGUGCUUCGUUGGCUCUCCUCGAGUUCGUACCCGAUCAAUUAGAUCCAGAUUGGGCAAACACUGUCGCCCCGUCUUGGGCUCUUCUUCAUUUCAUGAUGCAGGCUACGGUCGUACUGCUUUUCUGUCUUUCCAUAGGCUUGGCAUCAGGAAAUCUCGGGGAAAGGGACGCUUCUGAGAACAGCGCGAGCGCUGCCGGUAAACCUGAGUCAUCAGAUUCUGUUCUCGCAGCUGCAAAAAAAGCCCUUCGCUGGCUUUACGUACUCGGAGAGACCGAAGAAUCAUCGAGAAGAGGCUUUCAGUUCUGCCAUCGCUGUUUUCGCCGCAUCGCUGAGAAGCGAGGUCUGGAUACUUCCGGGCUACCUUAUCAGGAAAGACCAUCCUCCGAGCAGAACGAAGGGCGAUACCGACCACACCUAGUAAAGGCUCCAGAAAGUGGCAAAGCAGUUCCUCGUGCGCAGCAGCCACACAGCGGACGCGAGACCUACGCCAAUGAAAGCCAAAGCAACCUCCAGGAUCCCAAUGCUGGCCACUUAGAAAGAGUGGGUGAUUCGUCAUUUGAAGGUGUGCAAGAACGGCACACAAGUCCGACCGGGGAGCAUGACUCUGUGUCUUUAUUUGACCCUGACUUUUACAUGGCGGAUUUCAUCUCAUGGCCAGAAGAAUCUGAUAUAGAAGGGCUUCUGUUGUCUAUGAUGAACUCGAAUCCUUAG